Messenger RNA from Rana temporaria (common frog), 1234 nucleotides. It is a transcript of the gene CLRN2, whose product is annotated as clarin 2. The record is from RefSeq and is a predicted model, not a curated record. Bases 119 to 817 code for a protein of 232 amino acids. NCBI's taxonomy places the organism in Eukaryota, Metazoa, Chordata, Amphibia, Anura, Ranidae. The transcript is spliced from 3 exons.
CUGAUCCUCAUACUGAAGCCAGGCAAAUCGUGGUGGAAAAUGGAAUAUCUCACGGGCGUACAUAUGGGAAUAUGCAUGGCUGAUAACAAGUGGUAUUGUUGCUGCAUGGCAGCUUAGGAUGCCCGGGUGCUUCAAGAAAACCAUAUUCUCCUUGGCUGCUGCUUGUAGUUUUACAUCUUUUGUGCUGAUAAUUGUUGCCAUGGCGACUCAAAAAUGGAUGACUGGGAAGAUUCUGUGUCAGACUGGAGUAGACCUGGUCAAUGCUUCCGAUCCAGAGCUGGUGAAGUUUAUCGGGGACAUCUACUACGGGCUCUUCCAAGGUGGCAAAGUACGGCGGUGUGGACUGGGAAAACGAACGUUUACAUUUAAAGUAUUCCCAGAUCUGGUGAAACAGCUGAACACCGCUCUUCAUGUCUUCAUUAUCCUCUUCCUGUGCACUGCUAUUUCUUUUGCUCUGAUCAGUCUUGGGUUCUGUAUUUACAACGCACUGAGAGUCCCUUAUCGGUCAAUUAAAGGUCCUGCUGGCAUAUGUCUGUGGAACUUCAUUGCAGGUCUGUUUAUUGUAUUUGCGGUGACCAGCUUUAUAGCUGCAGUCCAGCUCCACCACCUGACAGAUCGGAUGGCUAAUUUCAGUGAAAACGUCUUUCGGAUCGUUAUUCUAGAAGAGAAGUAUGAAGACUCCUUUUGGGUUUGCGUGGCGAGUGGAGCAAUGCAUGCUUUCAAUAUGCUGCUUAUGGCGGCCACUGCAAUACGCUUACCCAAGCGGAAGACUAAAACCGAGGAGGCAAACGUAACUGCAGAGGACAUUAUGUACUAGUGAUAUUCAUGGAGAUACAAAUUCCUCCCUGGUACGAUGAUGGCUCAAGACUUGGACUUUUUUACUCGCUUCAGACUUGUACCAAAGGUGGUAACUUACAGUGAGAUUUUAUCCCAUGGAAUCUGUGGAUAAAAGAACACUUUGAGACAAUGAAGCUGGUUCUUGAGUAAAUCUGAAUCAAAAAUGCAUCAGACCAAAGGGUGCUUUAAAUUACACCUAAAAAAUAAAAUUUUAUUUUAUGUAAAAUUCACAGUCAUUUUUGAGUUUUAUGUAUGAUAAAACAAUGGUGUGCUUGUUCUUUAUUUUGUAUCAGAAAAAUAAUAACCUACAAUGCAAUGCAUGAUAAUAAACCUUUCGCUAAAAUAUAUCAUACAAAAUGUGAUAAAACCUGGUUUCUGAGACUUUAUUAUUAUUGGG